AUGAGAUAUUUGGAGCUAGUUAAGCCUCCAAGACAAGCGCAAGCUUACAACUCGGUAAGCUUACACUGGCGCCGGUAUCACUCAACAGAUAUAGAAAAUCUCAAAAAGCAGUCUGACUCGACCGAAAGCGACAAUUCAGUAUUAGCCACUGGUGUUAUUGAUAAGGAGAGCAAUGAAGUCCUAUUAUACUAUUCGUUUGCUGGUUCUCAAAAUUUAGCAAGACAGUAUCUUUCUAGACUUGUAUCACCAAAAAUUACUAGUGACAAUUUACGAAAAAGGGUUGAAAAAGUGUCCUCGCCAUUACCCAAGGAUGCCUCAAUUACUGAGUUGGUGCCGUUACCUAGAGAUAGUGGCGCUUUUGUGAAAUUCAAAUAUCCUCCAUUGGUGGCAGCAAAGGACUUCUUAAACGAGAUAAGACUGAACGUCAUCGAAUACGAUAAUAAAAGGCUCGAUAACAUUUUCAAGCGAGUGUUCAACUAUGUCUGGAAUAAAUCUCCUCAAGUCUAUACUGUUAAGGGAGUACCUUGGAUUGAGGAUUUGAAAAGGUUCCCAAGUGCCAAACUCGGCAUAACAUACGAAGGAAACCCACUUACAGAAGAAGAAUUAUAUGUCUUGUUUAGAAGGUACGGUUUGAUUGAUGAUAUCAAAGUUUCAGCAAAUGGUGGCGGAGGCGCAGCAGCAUCAUACGUGUUCUUUCACAAUGUUAGGUCAGCUACUUGUGCUAAGCAUUGUAUUACUGGUAUGGAAUUGAAUCAUGGUGAAACCACAAUCCAUAUACAAUACGUUCCAGUUAAAAAGACCAAUUUCUUGGUGAAAAUGAUCAUGGAUCAUACAAAAAUUGCAUUGCCUAUAAUAUUAGCUCUUUUAGCAACUUUUGCAGUUUUGAUAUUUGAUCCAAUUAGAGAGAGGUUCAUACAAUAUAAAAUAACCCAUAGUGGCCACAUUUUGGAUCAGUAUAGAGACAGCAGAUUGUUCAAGUUGUUUUACGUUCCUUACAAGAAACUCACUGAUGCGGUUUCCAGCAGUUAUGAUUACAUAGAUAAUCAACUACAUGAGGUAGCUGGAGUCAAAGUUAAGAAUUCUGGAGAUGAUUAUGAUGAUACCAGUGACGAUGGAAAUUCUACUUCAACAAUGCAAGAAAGAAAGCUAGAAAGUAAUAUGCUUUGGCAAGAGCGGUUUGAGAAAUCUAAACAAUUGAAAUUAUGGAUAAAAGAGAAUAUUGAUACGUUUAUCAUUGUAAAAGGUCCACCGGGAUCAGGAAAAGAAGAAUUUGUUUUUGAUCAUACAUUGGCAUCUGAUGCAAAACUAAAGAAACGAGUCUUGUUUUUAGAUUGUGACGAGUUUAGUAAAGCGAGAUCAGAGAAUAGUCUUAUAGGUCACGUUGCUUCACAAUUGGGUUAUUUCCCUGUUUUUACAUGGACCAACACGAUUUCUCAGUUUGUUGAUUUGGGAGUUCAAGGUUUAACUGGACAAAAAUCUGGAUUGAGUGAAAGUAAAGAAACACAAUUAAAGAAUAUGUUUGGCUUGACUACUCAAGCAAUUAGGCAUAUUACAGAUACCGAUUACCAGCGAUAUGUCCAAUCAGUUGAAAAAAGAAACCGUAAAUUGAAAGAUGAUGAAAAGAUUGAAGUUUUGAAACAAGAAGAAUUUUUGACUCAAUUUCCUGAAUCGAAACCAAUUAUUGUUAUCAAUAAGUUUUCCAGGAGAGCCGAUAUUUCAUCAAAUGAUUUCAUAUACCCAUUAAUUGCCGAUUGGGCAUCCGGAUUGAUUCAAAAUAAUAUUGCACAUGUUAUAUUCCUGACUGCUGAUGUGGGAUCACUUCAACAUUUGACCGAUGCCUUACCUAAUCAAGUGUUCAAGACAAUAUCUCUAAGCGAUGCUUCCAUAGCAAGCUCAAAGCAGUAUAUUUGUGACGCUUUGAAGCUCAACGAUACAGUUGCUUUGGAUAGAUGUAUUGCGCCAUUAGGUGGUCGUAUGUUGGAUUUGCAGGCUUUUAUCCGUCGUAUCAAGUCGGGAGAACAUCCACCACAAGCAAUUGAAGAGAUGGUCACCCAAGCUGCUGAACUAAUUACCACUGUUUUCCUCCAAGGACACAAAUUUCACAAUGAUGAUACCGUUUGGAAUCCGUCACAAGUUUGGUUGAUUAUGAAGCUAUUACUGAAAUCAGAUGCAAUAAGCUAUGACAGUUUAGUCAAACUGCCAUUAUUCAAAAAAUCCCAACAAACUUUAGAUACUUUAACAGCAUUGGAGAAGUACGAUUUGAUUUCAUUAGAAAGAGAUAAAGGUGUAUUGGAUAAGAUAUCUACAGGACGACCACUCUUCAAAGCAGCAUUUGAGAACAUUGUACUGGAUGUUAGGAUUUGGAAGUUAUACGAAACUGAAUAUUUGACCAACUUAAUUGCUAUCGAAGUUGCCAAAUUGACCAAAUUUGAAAAUGAAUUGACCAGUAUUUAUAAGAUUGGUAAGAUUAAUGGGAAAAUUGAUGGCAGGAUUGAUUAUUUAUCUAGAAAGAUUGAAGGCUCAAAUAAGAAUAUUGAGGCGUAUGAGAAGGAAAUCAAAGAAAUAGCUUCUUUCAAUGUUGAGCGAAAGCAUAAUUCAUUUCUAGGUAUAUUUUAA
This is a messenger RNA of Lodderomyces oxycetoniae, 2616 nucleotides long. RefSeq lists its product as uncharacterized. Gene Ontology annotation, molecular function: RNA binding. The coding region runs from base 1 to 2616 and encodes 871 amino acids. The transcript has a single exon. The record is from RefSeq and is a predicted model, not a curated record. Gene Ontology annotation, cellular component: mitochondrial inner membrane. NCBI's taxonomy places the organism in Eukaryota, Fungi, Ascomycota, Pichiomycetes, Serinales, Debaryomycetaceae.